GCAUCAAGCAGUGAGAUCAUUCGUGUUAUAAAUAUCUCCUUGCCAGCGGAACUCCUCUCUACUCCAGCGAGCGAGCGCGAGCGACCAGGGUAAUGCCCACCAGAGCUGCAAGUGCAUGCGUGCGCGCACGGUUCCUCGUGCAGACGACCCGAGACCGACGCAAAAAUGCUGGAAGUGGACUCCUAGCGCGCAAAAAGUGUUCCGUCGCGGAAGAAUGAAUGUUCCUCUCUACGUUGUUCUCUUCGCUCAGCUGAUUCGCGCCGCUGCUGUGACUGGAUCUAUCCGCGUUUCCCCGGAGCAGCAACUGCUGGAGGCUAGCAUAUCAGGACGCAGGACGGGGAGACUGUACUGUAGGGUCGGCAUCGGUUUCCACCUUCAGAUUCAUCCCGAUGGCAGAGUAAACGGGAGCCACGAGCCCAAUCAGUUGAGUGUACUGGAGAUCUUCGCAAUCUCUCAAGGUGUUGUCGGGAUCCGAGGAGUUUACAGCAACAGAUUUUUGGCCAUGAACAAGAGAGGACGUCUACUUGCCACUGAGACGUUCACAGAAGACUGCAAAUUCCGGGAGCGUUUCCAAGAGAACAGCUACAACACGUACGCGUCGGUGGCCCACGGAGGGCGCCGGUCGGGACGGCAGUGGUACGUGGCACUUAACAAGCGCGGCAAGGCCAAGAUGGGCUCCAGCCCGCGGGUCAAGGCACAGCACGUGUCCACUCACUUCCUGCCGCGCUUCUCGCUUCACGAGAGGAUCCAGCAUGGGUUCACCAUCACUGAGCGUGGCCAGGAGACCAAAACUCCACCACACCGGGACUCACCUAAAGCUCCUGCACCAAAGACAUCUAUCGGUACUGGACAGAGGCAGACCCAGCCUGUUAAAUACUGGCCCAAGUACCGGUUUGGGUGAAACACACUACGUUCUAAAGCAGGACUAAGGCCGGGGACAGGACAGAAAGAGGUGUUGUGGACUUCAGGUGCCACAGAGAAGCAGAUUCCUGUUUGGGAAGUUUCUGGACGAGUCACGUUCAGAGCUUGUGAAGCAUUCCGACCGUUACUUAAGUGUCAACCAA
Messenger RNA from Clupea harengus (Atlantic herring), 1064 nucleotides. RefSeq names its product fibroblast growth factor 5 (gene fgf5). The record is from RefSeq and is a predicted model, not a curated record. NCBI's taxonomy places the organism in Eukaryota, Metazoa, Chordata, Actinopteri, Clupeiformes, Clupeidae. Gene Ontology annotation, molecular function: growth factor activity.